AUGGCGGCCAUAUUCACCGCCGUCUUCGGCGUCGUUCUCGCCGCGUACGCGUCGUUGACGCCGGUGCGAGGAGGGAAGAUGACGUCCGAGACCGAGGCGCGCUCGGCGCGAUGGAUCGUCGACGCGCGGGUGAAUCCGUCCAAGGCGAGCGCGGAGACGUUCGUGAUGCGGUACUCGAUGUGCUGGAUCGCGAGCGUGGGGGUGGUGAUCGCGACGAAGGCGUACGAGUCGUUCGAUAGGUGGGGAUACCUGGCGUACUGCGGCGCGUGCGCGGCGCCGGCGAUCGCGUGGCCGUUGAUGUUUCCGUCGAGGGCGGACGCGGGGAAGCCGCUCGGUGAACGGUACAUCGUCAAGGCGAAUGUGUGGAUUGCAGUUUUUUCAUUCAUCGGGAAUUACUGGUACACGCAUUACUUUUACGGCGUGCUCAAGGCGGAGUACACGUUUGACGCGCACCGGUUGAACGACGUGCCGAUAUCGAUGUAUCUGAUGACGCACGCGUACUUCAUGUUCUAUCACGUGCUUUCGAACGCGGCGCUGCGUCGCAUUCGAACGGGAUACGUGGAUAAUGCGCAGAGGUUCGUGUUCGAGUGCGCGGCGAUCGGCGCCAUGUCGUACACGACGGCGUUCAUGGAGAGCUUGACGAUUUGUGGCUUCCCGUACUACUCGUUCGCCGAUCGACACAUGGCGUACACGCUCGGCUCGGCAUUUUAUGGCAUUUAUUUCUUGGUUUCGUUUCCAAUGUUCUUACGCGUGGACGAAACGAAGCUGAUGCCGAUGUCUCAGGUGUUUUGGGAAGCGAUGGGGAGCGGAAUGGCGGUGCUCUGUUUGCUCGACUUUGUGCGCGUGUACUUGCGCAUUCCGUUUCAAAUGCGAAUCCAGUGA
This is a messenger RNA of Ostreococcus tauri, 882 nucleotides long. RefSeq names its product Cycloeucalenol cycloisomerase. The transcript has a single exon. The record is from RefSeq and is a predicted model, not a curated record. Gene Ontology annotation, molecular function: cycloeucalenol cycloisomerase activity. Bases 1 to 882 code for a protein of 293 amino acids. NCBI's taxonomy places the organism in Eukaryota, Viridiplantae, Chlorophyta, Mamiellophyceae, Mamiellales, Bathycoccaceae.